Molecule: messenger RNA, 1528 nt
Organism: Hylaeus volcanicus
Lineage: Eukaryota; Metazoa; Arthropoda; Insecta; Hymenoptera; Colletidae
Product: cytochrome P450 9e2-like
Exons: 1
Molecular function (GO): oxidoreductase activity, acting on paired donors, with incorporation or reduction of molecular oxygen; monooxygenase activity; heme binding
Source: RefSeq, a predicted model, not a curated record
CUAAGCACAUUACCCGAAGGUAAGCGAAAUCUAGAGCUCAAGGACGUUUUUACCAGGUACACCAACGACGUGAUCGCUACCUGCGCUUUCGGAGUAGAAGUGGACUCAUUAGCCGAUAGAGACAACGCGUUCUACCUGAACGGAAAGAAGGCCACGAACUUUGACGGGCUUCAAUCGUUCUUUUUAUUGCGAAGCAUGCCCUCCGUAGCAAAUCUACUGCGUUUGAGGUUCGUGAAACCCAAGUUCGCGAAUUUCUUUAAAGAAAUGGUAGCAUCCACGAUCAAAUACAGGGACGAGAAUGGCGUCGUUCGGCCAGACAUGAUACAGUUGAUGAUGGACACGAGAGGAAAAUUAGGCGAAGGAAAGGAACUAACUAUCGAGGACAUGACCGCGCAAGCGUUCAUUUUCUUCCUUGGCGGUUUCGACAGCAACGUGACCAUGAUGGCAUUCUCUGCUUAUCACAUCGGCAUCGAUCCCGAGAUUCAGAGGAAGGUUCACAAAGAGAUCGACGAAGUUUUGGCCAAGUGCGACGGUGAAGCCACCUACGACGCGAUAAACGACAUGAAGUAUCUCGAAGCUGUCAUGUACGAGGCGCUGAGGAUGUAUCCGGUCAUCUCCGUUCUAGAGAGGGUUUGCACGAAACCCUUCGAGUUGCCUCCAGCUUUGCCAGGGUUAAAGCCGCACGUUCUACAGAAAGGCGAUUAUAUUUGGGUACCGAUCUACGGUUUUCAUUACGAUCCCAACCAUUUCGAGGAGCCAGAAAAAUUCAAUCCCGAUCGGUUUAUGGAUGACCCGAAGAAACUCGUCAACUCUGGUGCGUUCUUGGGCUUCGGAAUUGGGCCGAGGAUGUGUAUCGGUAACAGAUUCGCGCUUCUGGAGACAAAGGUCUUCCUGUUCCAUAUGUUUGCUCGUUGCACCUUGAAGCCAUGCGCCAGGACCACCGUACCGAUGGCGUUGAGCAAGAAAGGUUUCCAAAUGAAGCCCGUGGAUGGAUUUUGGUUCGACGUCGAGCCGAGGAACCCGGCCGUUCCCGUAUAUGUUAAUUCUAUGGGUGAUAGCUACACCGCCAGCUAAGCAUUACAAUUUAUAUCGUUGCUUUGGUACGAAUUUGCGAUUAACAAUUACAUUGAGCAAUUUACUUUGUGGUUCUCUUUUCUUUGACCAGUUUUGAGUUAUUGAUAUCGUUAAACGUUGAUCGAGCAAUUAACAAAAAAAUCUUAACAAAAAAAAAAUAUAAAAAUAUUUAUGUAAUUUAGGUUUGUAUGAAUUAAACAAAUGAUUAUAAGUAACGUUCAUUAGUAGUUGUAUUAAUGUAUCUGUUCGGUAAACUGGUAGAUAAAUGAAUGUAAAGGUUGUUUAAUAAAUAUCUGUGGUGAAGAUUCUGCAUAAUGAUCCAGUACUCACAUAUAGCAGCCACUAUUUUGCAGUCGAGACGUAACGCCAAUUUUGUAUGCAAAUGAAAUUCCUGGAAUGUGAAACCAUGUGUAAACAUUAGAUUUACCGACACUUCAUUUGUAUAUGAUUCUAU